Molecule: messenger RNA, 4169 nt
Organism: Triplophysa rosa
Lineage: Eukaryota; Metazoa; Chordata; Actinopteri; Cypriniformes; Nemacheilidae
Gene: slc35b2
Product: solute carrier family 35 member B2
Exons: 5
Coding region: 318-1625 (435 amino acids)
Biological process (GO): transmembrane transport
Cellular component (GO): Golgi membrane; endoplasmic reticulum membrane
Molecular function (GO): 3'-phosphoadenosine 5'-phosphosulfate transmembrane transporter activity
Source: RefSeq, a predicted model, not a curated record
UACAAUCCAAAUAUUUGCCUGCAACCCUACACCUGUGUAAAAAACGACACGGAUCUAUGCAGGUGUGUCUGUCUUCACAACCGGAAGCGGUGUCCUGUGCAUGUGAACACGUCAGUUCGGAAGAACUCAUGAGUGAAGCGGGCCGAGAAGUUACAGCGCACAAACACACUGCAUUUCUGCUCACGGUGGAUAUUCAUAGUUUCGUUGCUGUCUUUCGGGUUUAUGGAUACAUGAUCGGCGCGGGAGGACGUUUGGUGAAGUCUCAGCGGCUCUUUUAGAGAGUUUUGACCCGACGAGGCGGCUGCAGCUGGUGGAAAAUGCCUCCGUUUCCAUGGAGUUUGUGGGUUGGUGUGAUGCUGUGUGUUCUGCCGGCGGUGCGGGCGGACGCUGAAGAUUCCUCUCUGUUCUUGGGUUGGCAGGACGCGUGGAUCUUCCGCUUGUUUCUCAAUGUUUUAGGCUACGCCACCAUCAUCAUCCCUGGAUACUUUCUUAUCGGCUACUUCAAACGGGUCAACUAUCUAGAAACAGGUCGAGGUCUGUGUUUUCCUGUUAUAAAGACGUGCGUGUUCGGGAACGAGUCUAAGGGAGGACUGCUGGACGACGCAUCGGUGACGUCUAGAAAUGAAGCUGAGUCCAGCUCGUCUGCUCGACAGGCCGGCAAACUCCUCUUCUGUGCUGCUGGCCUCCAGGUGUCGUACCUGACGUGGGGCGUUCUUCAGGAGAGAGUGAUGACGCGUUCAUACGGUGCCACGGGCGCGGAGGGCAGCGGCGAGCGCUUCAAAGACUCUCAGUUUCUGGUGUUCAUGAACCGCAUCCUGGCGCUGACGGUGGCCGGCUUGUGCUGCGUGGUGUUUAAACAGCCCCGUCACGCCGCACCCAUGUACAAAUACUCCUUCGCCUCCCUCUCCAACAUCCUCAGCAGCUGGUGUCAGUACGAAGCGCUGAAAUACAUCAGCUUUCCCACACAGGUUUUGGCCAAAGCGUCUAAGGUGAUCCCUGUGAUGCUGAUGGGAAAGAUCGUCUCCAGGAAGAGCUACGAGUAUUGGGAAUACUUGACGGCCGCGCUGAUCUCCGUCGGCGUCAGCAUGUUCCUUCUGUCCAGCUCCACCAACAAACAUCCGUCCACCGUCACCACCUUCUCCGGCGUCGUCAUCCUGGGCGGAUACAUCGUGUUCGACAGCUUCACGUCCAACUGGCAGGACAAUCUCUUCAAAUACAAGAUGUCCUCCGUCCAGAUGAUGUUCGGGGUGAAUCUCUUCUCGUGUCUCUUCACGGUCGGCUCUCUCCUGGAGCAGGGCGCGUUCUUCGACUCGCUGGCCUUCAUGGCGCGUCACUCCGAGUUUGCCUUUCACGCCGUGCUGCUGUCCGUGUGCUCGGCGUGCGGACAGCUCUUCAUCUUCUACACCAUCGCGCAGUUCGGCGCGGCCGUCUUCACCAUCAUCAUGACGCUACGGCAGGCCAUCGCCAUUCUUUUGUCCUGCUUUCUCUACGGUCACGCUGUCACGCAGGUGGGCGCCUUCGGCGUGGCCGUGGUCUUCCUCGCUCUCUUCCUUCGCGUCUACGCGCGCAGCCGGAUGAAGAAGUCGGGCAAGCGGCCGCAGCAAACUCCAGUGCAGAAAGUUUAGUCGGACAUGUCGCUGGGAUGAGACGCCACAUUUUCGUGGUUGCUUUUUCUUUCGUUUCGGAAUUUUGUGCGUUUGUAUUUUGUAAGGUACAGUAAGGGAACGCUCUGUGUUUUUAAGGGAUUUCAGCCUGACGUGCGUGUGAGAUGUGUUCGUAUGGACUGGAUGUGUGGACUGUUCAGUCGUCAACGAGCCCUCUAUAUUUGUAAUUUGGUACUGGAAUAUGUUAGAGCUCUGGCUUUGAGGUUUUCUAUUUAAAAGUGGUUAUUUUUGGGAGACUGUUGGAUUUGGCGAGGAGUGUGAAGUGAGAUGUCUUAAGUGUCUGAUCCGCGUGUGAAGUUAAACUCCUUCUUCUGCUCGCAAUAUUUAAGGGUGAAUCGCAUGAAAUGCAAAAAUACAAAUGAGUGUUUUGCAAUAGGUGAAUGAAACUUGUUUGGCAUUCAUUUCAUGACCUUUUAUUACAUUUUCCUUUCAAACACUCGAUAUAGUGACGCAAAACGGUUCUCGUUAUCUUACCUGUUUUUAUUGUUCUGUUGGCUUUUCUUUUGCAUCGCAAUAAGAUUUUAAGGGGAAGAAGAACGUUACUUAUGAUGAUAAUAUGUCCAUAAUGCGAACACUUUUAUUUCCUUCAAUCAUAGUUUGAUUUUCUUAGCUGAAGAGAUUCACUCAAAUUCAUAAAUGUGUCAUAAACUGAGUUCACAAACAAGGUCAUAAAAACAUUCAACCUGCUUCAUUUUUAUAGCUGAUAGUUUGUGUCGCUGAUAAAUGAACCAACCGUGUCCGAUGAUGAAUUCAGAUGUGACUACGUCUUGUCUAGUUUUACAGGCUGUAAAAUCAAUGUCACCUGUGUAAAGAAAAGAUGCGCAGAUAAUCUGUGAUAUCAAACCAGAGUCUGUCAUAAACCGUCAGUGCCUGUUAAUGAAUAAUCGGAAGAAUAUCCGCACUAGUGGAUUCUUUAUAGAUAAUUGUAGGAUUAUUGUUAGUGAUUGUUACUGGACAGACGUACAGAAUUGCACUAUAGUCUAGUUUGGCUUUUUUUUUACAUUUGUCUCCAAAACCCGGUGUUUGUGUGGUUGAAUCUCACAAAGAAAUGUCCAGUUCAUGAAUCAAAAGAGAACAUAAAUGAAGGCAUUUCUCUGGAUUUUUACAUUAGCUUCAUGACAAUUAAACUACUCUUCAUUAUUUGCUUUAUUUCAAAAUGUCAUCAUUUAAAUUCAUCAUUUCAUUAAAGCAGUUUAGGCUUUUGAAACUUUGUGAAACAUGAUUUGGACGCUAAGAGGAAUUCAUUGAGUGUUUGAGGACAUCAGGUGUGUCAGUGAAGAUGGAGGUUGUUUGUCUAAACACAUGACAUAGACUAUUUUGACUAUAACACAUGAUAGACAUAACAAUAUUUUUGUUUGAGGGCCCACACGCAUGUAUAUUGAUAUUUUUACCGUUAAAAUCUGUUCGUCAACGGUUUAACAUAAAAGUGGAAAGGUCAUACAGUCCAAUUUCACAAUGUCGUGCCUGUUUAUUUAUCACAUUUGUUCAAAUAAGUGAUUUGUACACAUUUGUUCUCAAACUUUAGUUUCUUGAAACGAUAUUCAUGAUAUCCACCAGCAAUGUGUGUCAAAAAGUGCAACAUAUGUUUUGCAGCCUCCCACAGUUUUACUAAACUUGUAUUUCUCCCCGAUACCAAAAUACAAACAAGUAACAUCAUUUAUAUGCUGUAAUGUAGGUUGAUAUAUUUAGUUCUUCAUUAGGGAAUUCUAUAGAAAAACACUAUAGACUGUGAUCUUAACCAAUAAUCAUUAGUUUAUGUUAUGGCUCAAAGAUUUAGAUGAUUUAUUUUUGCUGUUUUAUUUUUAUAUUGUUUUGCACAUACAGUAAUAAUAGUCGGUAUUGUUGUGAUCAUGGAUUUGUUUUUUAAUGUCAUUGAGUUUGAUGGGUUUUGGUUCUGAAAGCUGUACUGAUCACGACUCAUUCACAAGGCAUGUUGGAAAAGACAUUUUGUGUACUUCUUUGAAACGUGAUUUUGACUGAUAGAAAAACGGUACAGAAGAGAAAGCAAGAGCAAGAUAUUGAUGUCCAGGUCACAUCUAACAGAUAAGACGGCAUUAUGUGGUUGCUUGAGUUGUCAUGAAUUACAAAAACACUUAAAAGAGAGACCUUGUCGUGUUUAUGGCAGAUUUGUAUCAGGCUGUCAAUUCUGGUAUCAGAUCAUUUAGAUAAACGAUAAACUGUUUUUCAUUCUCAUUUACGGCUCAUGUGUGAAGGAAUGUGAAAUGACUCGUGUGUUCAUCUGGAAAUGCUACUAAUGAAGUCCUAUUAACUUCUUUAGGUUUAUUGUUUAUAUAGAUUAAAUUAAUUUGAUCACUUAACCAAACAGUCUUGGAUUUGUCUUUAGUGACUCAUUUCUUAACAAAAGGUUGCAGUAUUUAUGUUUUCAUAAUAAUUCUGUAUGGUGGCUUCUGUCUCAUGUAAAUACAGUUGAUAUUUCUCAUGCAAUGAAGACUCUCUUCAGUUUAUCUGUUCUUUUAUAAGGUCUGUAAUAAAUGUGUAGCCGGC